This is a messenger RNA of Papilio machaon (common yellow swallowtail), 825 nucleotides long. RefSeq lists its product as uncharacterized. The record is from RefSeq and is a predicted model, not a curated record. The coding region runs from base 158 to 703 and encodes 181 amino acids. Gene Ontology annotation, molecular function: zinc ion binding. The transcript is spliced from 6 exons. NCBI's taxonomy places the organism in Eukaryota, Metazoa, Arthropoda, Insecta, Lepidoptera, Papilionidae.
CACGAAGCCUUGCUAAACUUACAAACAUCGUUCAACCGGUAACCUGCAGGCCGCGCAGUCGCUUACUAACAACGUUGUGGACUGGUUGCUGAGUGGCCGGCGCAAGAGAAAACGACAUUUUCACUUUUUAAAUUGUUACCAUUUCAACAGAGGCAACAUGAAUAUCGCACCAGUGGGACCUGACCCCACCCGUCUGACGUGUUCGUCGUGCGGCGCUACCAUCAUUUCGAGGGUCGAGCGCAAAGCUACAACAAAAACACACAUAAUAGCUCUUGUUCUAUGCUUGUUUUUAUGCUGGCCUUGUGUCUGUGUGCCUUACUGCAUGAACAGCUGCCAGAACGCUGACCACUAUUGCCCCAACUGUAAUGCUUAUCUUGGAACUUAUGUCGCGUCGUUUACUAGUCUUCAAUUUGACUGGUCUCGGAGAAAGUUUCAACACCUUUUCAACAACAUUAUGGGCGUCACUAUGGAGAAUAUACCAGUGGGUCCCGUGAACAUGCAGAGAACGUGUCCGAGCUGCGGUAACACCAUCAUCUCAAGAAUCGAACACAAAUCCUCGACUAAAACACAUUUAAUAGCUGCUAUCUUAUUCGUAUCCUUAUGCUUGCCUUUUGUAUGCCUACCUUAUUGUAUGAAUACUUGCAAGAACGUCGAACAUUACUGUCCCAAUUGCAACUGUUACCUUGGAACUUACCAACGUUGAUAAUGUUUAGUAUGAUUAAGGUUACAAACAAUCAAGUCAAUUACAACAGUGUCUACUAAUCUGUAAGCAGACAUAAAGUUGUAAAAAAAACUCUCUAAUUAAUAGGCAAACUACUUUCAAAG